AUCCCUAUCCCUAUCCCUAUCCCUAUCCCUAUCCCUAUCCUAUGAAGGAUUGUUGCCUGUACAAAUGGGAAGAAGUGCUUUUUAGGCAGCGUGGGGUUUGGCUGCUGGAUUGGCAGGGCGGAGCUCGGUAAGAGCCGGUAGUGGGGCGGAGUGAAAGCAUGUCAGUUGGAAGACGCCAAUGUCCGGGUGGUUUAGAAGAAAAUGCGGCUAUGCCCGGCGUGCCUCUUGGUCCUGGGGGCGGCGCUGGGGGUUUCUGUGCCGGGGGGCUGUUGCGGCUCACACUCUCUGCAUUAUUUCUACCUGCGACUACUAGAGCCCAGCCAGGAGCUCCCUCCGUCCUUCAUUAGGGGCUACCUGAAUGACCAGCCCAUCAGUUGCUAUGACAGUCUUGCCAGGAGAGGGGAAUCUCUGGUAUCCUGGAUGGAGGAAGUGGAGAAGGAGACCUUUCUGUCCCUUGACUGGGUCUUCAGGAGUGAGCUGGAGAAGUUGUCAAGACUCAACCACCCAACAAACGGGCUUCAUACCUGGCAGGUGAUUUUGGGCUGUGAGCUCCGGGAAGAUGGGAACAAAGGUGGAGUUUUCCGCUAUGGCUACAAUGGGGUGAACUUCAUCAGCUUUCAGAAGGAGACCCUCACCUGGGUGGCAGCUCAGCCCCAGGCCAGGAAGGUCAAGGAGAAGUGGGAGGAGGAUCCAGGGUGGUCCCAGGAAAAUAAAGUCUACCUGGAGAAGACCUGCAUUGUGUGGCUGCAGAGAUACCUGUCCUACAGAAAGAAGGCUCUGAGGAAGGCAGAACCCCCAGUGGGGAAGGUGACUCACAAACUGGUUGAUAACAGCCUGGAGGUCCUCAUCUGCCAGGCCUAUGGCUUCUAUCCCAAGGAGAUCCAGGCCAUCUGGACCAGGGAUGGAGAGAACUGGGAACAAGAGACCUUCCGUAGAACUGUGGCCCCCAACUCAGAUGGGACUUAUUAUGUCUGGAUCAGCAUUGAGAUCGAUCCCAAGGAGAGGGAUCGUUUUAGCUGUCACCUGGAACAUGAUGCCUUGCAGGAGCCACUGGUCUUGGCCUGCCAGGAGGAAACAGCUACAGGGUGGCUGAUUCCGGUGGGAAUUGUAGCAGUCUUAAUCUUGGGAGCUGUGAUUCUCUUCCUGAGAUACUGGAGACGUAGGACAAUUCUCUAUCAGGAAGCAAUGGCUUUGCAAGGCGACUUUCCUUUAGAGAGAGUUUGUUUUUUCUCUGCUGACACACGCGAUAAUGAGAUUCAAUCAGAACCGAUGCUCCAAUCUGAAGUAACCACGGAGGACGGGACAUCCAAUGAAUGGUUGAGGCGCCAGUGGUUAGCAUUGCGCAAGCGAGAAGGGAAGGAACAGGGGCCCAAAAAGUCUUCGUCAUGGGCUGGGGAGUCGGAGACCCUGGAUAGUGAAGUGUCAAGAUUGAAUCAGCUAUCAUGGCCCAAAAAAGAGUAAUAAGUGGUCCUGGAUGCAUUCUGAAAGAUAAACAGAGCAUGGCUACCUCUGAUGAAGGAAGAGGGCUAGCAACUUCAAUCAGCCUCCAGCCUGCUUCUUCUUCAUAUUUGUAGCCAAGCCUUGGAAAGGAAAGAGAUCCAGGAAACCUUCCCCUUCCCCACCUUUUUCCCUCCUCUUGAAAUGUUUACAUUGUCAGUAUUUGGUGCUGAUGCUGCUCUUGAGAGUGGGUGGAAGAGAGAGGUCAAAAGGAGAGAGAUGCGAGUGGGUAAUGUAGCAUGCCAGGUGCAAUAGAAGGAACCGAGGAAGGUGGAGACACUCAGGUUGGCUCAGAAGAGGAAUUCCGAUGCUAAGAGUGGAGAGACACUUGAACUCUGCUGGUGCUGCGCCUUAAAAGGUCUCCUCUAUCCCUCUGGGGACCCGGCACUCUUUAUGUAGGACUCCACAUAAUGACCAACAUGAUCAUUUAACAACCUCAACUGGGAGAGCUGGAUUGUUGUCAUUGAAUGAAGGAUUCUGUUACGAUAUUGAAUUUAGUAGCUGGAACAGUAAAGUGUACAAUAGGCCAGAACCUCUUCAGAGCUGAAGUUCAAGAAAGUCCAGUUGCAUCUUGAAAAAGCGCCUUUGGGACAACCAUGACCUGGAUGAUUGAGAAUCUUCAUAGACAAUAGUCCAGAACACGCGAUUUUAGUUGAUUAAUUAGCGGGUGCUGACUCAUGCAUGAGGCAAUCAAUGCUGUAAUUGGUUGUUGUGGAUGUAUUUGUUUGCUUGAUUAUCCAUAGUAUUCUCAGACGACUUAUCCAACCUCAAAGUUCAAAAGCUUCCCUAUAGUAAGUACCCUUCCUAUACAAAGUUCCUCUCAAAAUGAAAGAAACUUGGAAUUCAAGAGUGUAAUUCUCAGGGCUUGCUUUAGGUCAGAAUCAAUCCACAUGUGUUUCUCAUACAUCAGUCAAGAGUGACAUGAAAUACCUCUCAGGCUUCUUGUUAUUAGCCUCAAAGCUGAGAGAUGGUCAUUUUGAAAAGACAAUCUGUGGGACUCCAUUGCCCCAUUUUUGAGGAUUCUUAAGACCAAGAGAGGAAGUGAGGUGACUGGAGAAGAUGUUCCCAUGGUGUCCUUUUUGUUGUUGUUACUGUUAUAGUUACAACUCUAAGUCACACCCUUGGCACAUCCCAGAUGGAUUGCUGUAAUGGGCUCUACAUGAGGGUUCCUUUGAAGGGUAUCCAGCAAUUUCAUCUAAUGUAAAAUGUAGUGACACAAGCACUUGUGUAUGCAUCUGGAUCAGUAUAUUACACCUCUGCUUUUUGAGCCACGUACCUUAUCAGUUAGCUUCCAGGUUGAAUUCAAGGUAUUAAUAAUGACCUAUAAAGCCUUCCAUUGCAGGGUUGGAUUAUUUGAGGAACUACCAUAUUUCCCUGAAAAUAAGACAGGGUCUUAUUUUCUUUUGACCCCUGAAAUAAGAGCUU
This is a messenger RNA of Thamnophis elegans (Western terrestrial garter snake), 2922 nucleotides long. Its product is annotated as major histocompatibility complex class I-related gene protein-like. The record is from RefSeq and is a predicted model, not a curated record. Lineage: Eukaryota; Metazoa; Chordata; Lepidosauria; Squamata; Natricidae. The transcript has 7 exons. Gene Ontology annotation, biological process: immune response. Bases 202 to 1461 code for a protein of 419 amino acids. Gene Ontology annotation, cellular component: external side of plasma membrane.